GGGUCCCGGAAGUGUGACAUGGCUGUGGCAUUGCCGUCCUAGCUAUGUCUGCCAUUUUCAAUUUUCAGAGUCUGUUGAACAUAAUCUUGCUGCUUAUAUGUACCUGUGCUUAUAUUCGAUCCUUGGCACCCAGCCUCCUGGACAGAAAUGAAACUGGAUUGUUGGGUGUAUUUUGGAAGUGUAUCAGAAUUGGUGAGUGGAAGAUUUCUUAUGUUGCAGUGUGCUGUAUGGUAAUGGGCUUCAGCAUUCUCUUCAUACAGUAG
This is a messenger RNA of Symphalangus syndactylus (siamang), 263 nucleotides long. Its product is annotated as protein kish-A-like. The record is from RefSeq and is a predicted model, not a curated record. Lineage: Eukaryota; Metazoa; Chordata; Mammalia; Primates; Hylobatidae.